Messenger RNA from Pogona vitticeps (central bearded dragon), 1417 nucleotides. RefSeq names its product apolipoprotein E (gene APOE). Gene Ontology annotation, biological process: lipoprotein metabolic process; cholesterol efflux; phospholipid efflux. NCBI's taxonomy places the organism in Eukaryota, Metazoa, Chordata, Lepidosauria, Squamata, Agamidae. Gene Ontology annotation, cellular component: high-density lipoprotein particle; low-density lipoprotein particle; very-low-density lipoprotein particle. Gene Ontology annotation, molecular function: cholesterol transfer activity; phosphatidylcholine-sterol O-acyltransferase activator activity; phospholipid binding. The record is from RefSeq and is a predicted model, not a curated record.
GCAAAUGAUGCGGGGAUGACUCUUGCUGACUCUGCCAAUCCUGCCGCCUCCUUUUUCCUCUCUCUUCCCCAACCCCCCCCCCAUCAUCACCACCUCCUUUCCCACCAGCUGAGCUGUAUAUAUAAGUCUGGAGAAAACAGCCUGGCUGAAAGACACUUUCUGGGACCCAGCAGCAAAGAAGAAGGAGCCGAUCGGUCAGUCAUGAAGGCUUUCACCUUGCUUUUCGCGGCAGCGCUAUUGGGAGGCUCAUGGGCGAACCCAGUCUUCCAACAGGAGCCAAGAACCAAAUGGGAAGAGACAGUCGAGACUUUCUGGGACUACGUGACUCGGAUCGGGAAUGCUGCCGAUGACGUCACCACUCAGAUUAAGAGUUCACAGAUCAGCAAGGAACUGGAUGUCCUUAUCACAGACACCAUGGCUGAGGUGGAAGUCUACACUGAAGACUUGCGUUCCAAGCUGGGCCCUUAUGCCCAGGAAGUGCAGCAACGUCUGACGACCGAAGUGUCAACUCUGUCGGAGAAACUACGGGCCGACAUGGAAGAAGCCAAGGGCAAAGUUGUCCAAUACACGAACGACGCCCGCCUCAUGAUCGACCACAAUGUGGACGCGGUGCGGUCUCAGCUGAACCUCUUCAUGCGCAAGCUGAGGAAACGUCUCACCAAGGACACGGAGGACUUGCGCCGCAAGAUGGCCACCUACGCGGAGGAAGUGCGGGCCAGCACGGGUGAAAAAGUCGACGCCGUCCGCCAGAGCCUGGAGCCCUACCUCUCCAAAAUCCGCGAGAAGGGAGAGCAGAGGUUCCAGGCCCUCCACCAGGCCGUGGGAGAGCAAGGGAAGAUGGUUCACGAGCAGCUCAGCAGCCGGGUGCAGGAACUCCAGGAACAACUCCGUGAAAAAGCCGAGGAAGUCAAAGGCUCCUUCGACCAAUUUGCCGAAAAGAUGAAUCAGUGGUUCGCUCCGUAUCUGCAGGACAUCUCCUCCCAGUUCCAGGCCCUGGCGGAGAAGUUCAACAAUCCGCAGGCAUAAAACCUGGCCGACACUCCCAGCCAAAACAAAUAAUAAUAAUCCUUGGUUUCUUCACGACCUGAGCCUCCUUGGUUGAGCAGGCAUUGACCAUCGUAGUCACGUACUAACCUCACAUGGUCCUGCGCCACCCUCACCUCCCUCCACUUCUCCUUGGCUAGAGUGCCGCCAUUUUGACUUCCUAACCUCUGCACAUUUCGCCACCACCUUUUAGGUCUGGCAUUCUAAUGGUUGCCCUCUGAAGCUCUGAUAUUUUUAUAUACAGUAUAUAACUGUUACCCUGCCCUGCCCACACACCGAUUUUUAACAUGCCCAAGACACUUGUGGCAUUGCUUUUGCCGUGUUUUCUCGGCUUUAUCUGUAACAAUAAAAUAUACUUUGGAUAUUUUGUGAA